GGCCCCAAUCACAUCACAGGCCCCAAUUCCCAAAAUUGAAUUUCAAUUUGCAAUAAUUAAUAAAAAUAAAUAAUAACUAUAGCAAAAAGAAAUAAUUAAAAGUUCGGUACAAUGGCGCAUAAAAUUAAAGACGCUGCGAAAAAGUUUCUUUUGCUUGGCCAAUGUGUACCUACGGUGAAACAAAAUGCAGCAAAAAUUCGUGUGAAGAGGUUAGAAUUGGACGAAAAUUUAUUGAUGUAUUUCAGGAAAGAUGAAUUCUACUAUUGCCAUGAUCCAAAUAAAAUGUGCAAGACUGGGGAUAUCGUUUUAAUCAAAGCAUUACCUCAAAAAAUGACUAAAUUAAUAACACAUGAAGUAAAAGAAGUAGUGCAUCCGUUUGGUGAUGUUACAGAUCCCAUAAGUGGAAAGAAAGUUGCGAAAGCGUAUUAUCGUGAAGAUAUUGAUAGACAAGCAGAGUUGUACGGCAAACUCGAUUCUGCGUUUGAUUACGAUAAAGCACCUCCCAGAGGUUGGCAAGAUGGAAAGAAAGAUUUUACAUCAAAACCCACAUAUACAAAAUUCCAUGUUUUUGAUGAGAAUGAUCCUUAUGCAAUUUAGAUCUAAGACUUUAAUAUUAUGUAAUUUAUAGGUAGUGUAAAUAUAUGCUUAGAAUACAA
Molecule: messenger RNA, 656 nt
Organism: Colias croceus (clouded yellow)
Lineage: Eukaryota; Metazoa; Arthropoda; Insecta; Lepidoptera; Pieridae
Gene: mRpS17
Product: 28S ribosomal protein S17, mitochondrial
Exons: 2
Coding region: 112-597 (161 amino acids)
Biological process (GO): mitochondrial translation
Cellular component (GO): mitochondrial small ribosomal subunit; ribosome
Molecular function (GO): structural constituent of ribosome
Source: RefSeq, a predicted model, not a curated record